AUGUUGAUCCCAUAUGAGCAAUAUACAAAGCACUCACCAGAUAUCGAAACAGAAACUGCACAACCCCCCGCCGCAAAAGAGGACUACUACAAUCCUCUAGAAAGCAUAAUCGAGACACUGGACGUGCUCAAGAAUGAUUUCGCAACCCAAGAAUACUGCGACUUGAGAAGCCUUUCUGCCACCUUGACAGGAGGGUUGACAUGCAAUGAAGAAGGCUUACGCGAGGUUAUCAAUGAGAAGAAUGCAACACAGCACUACUACGAUUUCUGUGCGUACCGCCACGCCAAAUCUGAAGAUACCAGAAACCCUGGAACAACAGAGGCUGAAUCCUCGACUCUUUCUCUCUCUCAGGACUACAAAAAGGGCGACAACAAGCGGUACACUGCCGCAUACCUUGCCGAAAGUACCCGCUGCUUCCUAACUCGCGACGGACGGUUAGGACUGGGGCCGAGAAUCACUGCAGGCGGAGAUCAGAUUUGGCUUCCUAUGGGCGCCGAUACACCGUUCGUGCUGAGACCUCUUCACGAUGGCAACUUCAAGAUUCUUGGACAGGCUUACUUGCAUGGCGUUAUGCAUGGAGAGGCGGUUGCGCAUUUGACCGAGGGUGAUUUCGAGGUCGUGAAGCUGGUUUGA
This is a messenger RNA of Bipolaris sorokiniana ND90Pr, 633 nucleotides long. RefSeq lists its product as uncharacterized. Lineage: Eukaryota; Fungi; Ascomycota; Dothideomycetes; Pleosporales; Pleosporaceae. The record is from RefSeq and is a predicted model, not a curated record. The transcript has a single exon. The coding region runs from base 1 to 633 and encodes 210 amino acids.